AUGGCUGAAAAGGAACCUGCCGAAAACUCCCCUGCUAAGAACCCUCCAGCUGCUGAAAAUUCCAAGGAGCAGGAAGAGGAGUCCCAGGAGGAUGACAUUGAGUUGGAAGGGGAAGAGGACAUUCUGCAUGCUGAAAUUGCUAAGCUGCAGAAUCAUGCUGCUGAGCAGGAUACGCGCAUCCAGCAGCAGCAGUCACUCAUUACCAACCUCAAGAGGGAGCUCUCUGACCAGGACAACAAAAUCAAGUACCUGGAAGUUGAGCUUAAGAACACGAAACACGACGCACGGGAGCACGUUCAUCAGCUGGCGAGACGGACUUCAAAGAUCAACGAGCUGCAUGAGGCUUUCAGGGCCCUACGAAGGGAGACCAUGUUUCGCCCUGCACCACGAGCGGACCCGCCUGCCAAUUCUACUAGCGGACGCACCCACCCCUCUCGCUCUGGUGGUGUGGCGGGUGACCCCGGACCUUCUACGCAGCGCGCUGCUGAGCCGAACACGCAGGUUUUUGGCUCUCUUCCAAUUACCCUCCCGCCAUUCAUCCAUGGCAAGACGGAUGUGGCAGCAUGGUUGUCGAUGAUGACCGACCUGUUCAAGGCUCACAAGGUCCAUGACGUCGCUCGCGUCGUCGCUGCCACCACCGUGCUGGACCAGAAUGCACAGCGAGUGGUGUAUGGCAGCAAGAUCCAGGCUGAGGCGGAUAGGAAGCCGUUUGGGUGGGAGGAAUUUGCCUCUGCACUCAAGCAAGCUUUCCAGCAGUACGCUAUGGAGUUCGAGGAGAUAUGGGUGCUGCAGAAACCGGCGGAACGUAUGAUCGAAGGCGAGAAGAUCCACCUCUUCUUCACGGGCCUGCCUAAGCACCUCCAGAGCAUGCACAUGACGGAUGGGGCUGGGGAGUCGUGGAGGUCCUACGAUCACGUGAAGUGCAUGGUGGGGACCACUGAUAAGCAUUUCCGUGCUUAUGCGAAAACUACUACCCAGUCGCAGCAGGCCUCAAUGCCGUCGUCUAGCCCCGCGAGUCCUAACGGAAGGCAGCAGGCAACGCCUUGGAAGGGCAAGAACCACAAGAGGCCUUUCCAGCAAGGACAGCUGGCUGACCACAAGGCCAAGAAGGUCAACGAGGGUGGACCAAGCAAUUUCCAGAGCUACUUCAAGUGCGGCAAGCCUGGACACAAGGGUUACGAGUGCCACCAUCGCAAGUCGGUGAAUUACUCUGGCAAGCCCAAGACGGACAACAAGCGCCAUGAUGGCAGUGGCCCCUCGGGCGGCCAGCGGGAUUUUGCAAAGACCAACAAGGGGGUGGGUACCUAG
Closterium sp. Naga37s-1 is the source of this 1308-nucleotide messenger RNA. The record is from the annotation of a GenBank genome assembly. NCBI's taxonomy places the organism in Eukaryota, Viridiplantae, Streptophyta, Zygnematophyceae, Desmidiales, Closteriaceae.